AUGGCUGGAUUCGAUAGUGCACCUCGCCCUGUCAAGACGUGGCAUUCGAAAUCAUACGAUCACGUCGAUCCAAAAAGGUCCGCGUUUGACGGCAAGGGCAAAACUUUGCUCAUCACUGCUGGAGCAACUGGGAGAGUCGAGCGUAUUGUGAUUUUGUCACGCUCUCCCGGCCCACAGCAAGAGGCCAAGUCGGCAUUGAAUUCGCUUUAUCCCAGCUUGCAGGUCCUGCCAUAUCAAGUCUCCAUCACAGAUCAUGGCCGUAUCAACUCAAUCUUGAAGGAUAUUGGGAAGAUCGACGUGCUGGUGAUGAGUGCAACAGCGACUGAGCCAGGCUUUGGAGGUAGCAAUCUGGACGUGUCCGUUGACGAUAUGCAGCUCAUAUUCGACACAAAUGUGAUAGCGGCAUUCAACUUGGUGCAGACGUAUCUGAGCCUUCCGGAGCCUGUGGGCAGACGCAAGACCAUCAUCAACGUCUCCUCUCUGGCCUCGCACAUAGUGCUGCCCGGACAAGUCGGUUAUGGUCCAAGCAAAGCUGCGGUAAGUCAGAUCUUCAACCACUUCGCCAAAGAGCUGGAUCCAACGAAGGCGACGUUGCUUUCGUAUCAUCCCGGCGCUCUGUACACUGCUAAAGCCGCCUCAUAUGACAUCAAGGAUAAUCCUGAGGCCUCGUUCCUUCACGGGCGCAUGGUUUGGAGUAACUGGGAUGCUGCUGAGCUUGUAGCCUUGAGAGAAAAGGUCGAGAAUGAUCCAAAUUACUUGACGAUCGGGCUCCAGCAGUAA
Molecule: messenger RNA, 780 nt
Organism: Zasmidium cellare ATCC 36951
Lineage: Eukaryota; Fungi; Ascomycota; Dothideomycetes; Mycosphaerellales; Mycosphaerellaceae
Exons: 3
Coding region: 1-780 (259 amino acids)
Cellular component (GO): cytosol
Molecular function (GO): oxidoreductase activity
Source: RefSeq, a predicted model, not a curated record